Molecule: messenger RNA, 1221 nt
Organism: Aspergillus tubingensis
Lineage: Eukaryota; Fungi; Ascomycota; Eurotiomycetes; Eurotiales; Aspergillaceae
Product: tyrosinase family protein
Exons: 3
Coding region: 1-1221 (406 amino acids)
Molecular function (GO): oxidoreductase activity
Source: RefSeq, a predicted model, not a curated record
AUGGUUGCUCUCAAGGCCCUCAGUCUGGGCCUGCUUGCUUCGCAGGCCUGGGCCGUGCCCACAGCCUCCCAUACAGCUCUGACCAGCCCAGCUGCAUCCGACGCUGCCGUGGCUGCCGCAGCUGCCAAGCUCGAGCAGUUGUCGAGCUAUGCCCUUGACCAGACUCUGGCCAACCUCCCCAGCAGCUCCGAGGACAAGCAGGCCUGCACGCGAGAGACCCUGCGGAUCCGCCGUGACUGGCGGGCGUUCUCGAAGCCCGAGAAGAAAGACUACAUCGACUCGGUGCUCUGUCUGCAGAAGCUUCCCUCGCGCACCCCGUCGCAUAUAGCCCCAGGUGCUAAGACUCGCUAUGAUGACUUCCUAGCCACGCAUAUCAACCAGACUCUGGAGAUCCACUAUACAGGAACCUUCCUCGCAUGGCACCGCUACUUCACCUUUGAAUUCGAGCAAGCCCUCCGUGAUGAAUGCCACUACACAGGCGACUUCCCAUACUGGGACUGGGGCUACGACGCCAUCCACACAAUGGAAGCGUCUGAAGUAUUCGACGGCUCCGAGACCUCCAUGUCCGGCAACGGCUACUACAUCCCCAACCAAGGCAACAUCUCCCUCUACCUCGGCAACUACGCCCCUAUAAUCCUACCCCCGGGCACCGGCGGUGGCUGCGUUACCAGCGGGCCCUUCAAGAACUACACUGUGAACAUGGGCCCCGCCGCGCUCUCCCUCCCCGGAGGCAGCACCGCCGCUGUCUCCAACCCCCUCAACUACAACCCCCGCUGCCUGAAGCGCAGUCUCACCACCGCCCUUCUGCAAAAGUACAACACCUACCCCAAGAUCACCUCGCUUAUCCUGGACAACGACGAUGUCUGGGACUUCGAGAUGAUCAUGCAGGGUGUGCCUGGCAGUGGGUCGAUUGGUGUCCAUGGUUCCGGACACUAUAGUAUGGGUGGGGACCCUGGACGCGAUGUGUAUGUUAGUCCUGGAGAUCCGGCGUUCUGGCAUCAUCAUGGUAUGAUCGAUCGGGUUUGGUGGAUUUGGCAGAAUUUGGAUUUGAAGAGUAGGGAGUAUGCGAUCUCGGGGACGGGAACGUUCUUAAAUGAGCCGGCGAGUAAGAAUACUACCUUGCAGACGGUUGUGGAUUUGGGGUAUGCCAAUGGAGUGCCGAGGAAGAUGAAGGAGUUGAUGAGUACGACGAAGGGGCCGUUUUGUUAUGCUUAUGUUUAG